CUCUCUCUCUCUCUCUCUCUCUCUCUCUCUCUCUCUCUCUCUCUCUCUCUCUCUCUCUCUCUCUCUUCUGAAUGUUGGGAGCCCUGGACAAUGUCGUACCCGCAGUUCGGAUAUCCCUACACAUCUGCACCUCAGUUUCUGAUGACCACCAACCCCCUGACUACGUGCUGUGAGUCAAGUGGCAGAACACUGACGGAUUCAGGGGCUGCUGCCUCUGCACAAACCCCUGUCUAUUGUCCCGUGUACGAGAGCAGGCUGUUGGCCACGGCCAGACAUGAGCUGAACUCAGCGGCUGCCCUCGGAAUGUACGGGAGCCCGUAUGCCACCAGCCAGGGAUAUGGCAACUAUGUGACCUACGGGGCAGACCCUUCGGCUUUUUAUUCACUGAGUCCAUUUGACACCAAGGAUGCGGCGGGAUCUGCGCAUGCGGGAAUCGCCCAGGCUACUGCCUAUUACCCAUAUGAUCCUAGCUUGGGACAGUAUCAGUAUGACAGGUAUGGGGCGGUGGAUCCAGGAGCCAGGCGCAAAAAUGCAACUCGAGAGACCACCAGCACACUAAAAGCCUGGUUGCAGGAGCACAGGAAGAACCCCUACCCCACCAAGGGGGAGAAGAUCAUGCUGGCCAUCAUCACCAAGAUGACCCUGACCCAAGUCUCCACUUGGUUCGCCAACGCCAGGAGGAGGCUCAAGAAGGAGAACAAGAUGACCUGGUCGCCGAGGAAUAAAUGCGCCGAUGACAAAAAACCCUACGACGAGGAAGAAGAUGGAAGUCCAAGCCGUAAGACCCCGGAAGAUAAGCACAAUGAUGAUACCACAUGCAAAGACAAAGAGCUGCAGCUGAGUGACCUCGAUGACUUUGAUGGAAUCGAGACAGAAAGUGACGAGUGCGAGCUGAAAGGCCCGUUUCAACAGAUGGACAACGGUCAGAUCAAGGUUUCAGAAUGUCCGGCUGACCAGUGCAAGAAGGUCGCCUUAAAGAUACCCUUGCCAGCACCGGGAGAUGGCUAUUCAGAAAAGGUCAAGAACUGUCUCAAGCGAGUGAUGACGAACUCCGAGCAAGAUCUAAUGGCUGGAGGACAGCGGGGAUGUGAAUCCAAGUUUUGCUUCCAGCAGCAACAACACAGGCAGCAAAUGCUGGACAGCAAGCCCCGGAUCUGGUCCCUAGCUCAGACGGCUACUUCGCUGAGCCAAGCCGAGUAUCCAUCUUGCAUGUUGAAACGGCAUCAGCAGGCUAUCUCAUCCUCGCCCCUUUUGGCCUCUAUGCCUGCCGGCGUGGUGGACAGGCAAGAUUCCCCUGUGACCACCCUAAGGAAUUGGGUGGACGGGGUUUUCCACGACCCUCUAUUCAGACACAGCACUUUAAACCAGGCACUUACCAACACCACCGUUUCUUGGGCUACCACCAAAGGCACUAUCUUGGAUACAGAGGCAAUGGGGCGCUCUUUGGGAACUCCUACAAAUACAAUUAAAGGACAGAUCCCAGGUUUACCCCAGCAAGAAAAUAGUAAGGACAUCACAACGUUUCCUAAAACAGGGAACAAAAUGUUCUGUUCAUAACAAACCAAAUAAUAUGGACUCUUGCUCCGGAGCCUUGUGAUGCACUAGGAAGAGGCGAGAUGUUCUAUUCAGAAUCCCAGCCCAUCUUUUACUAGACUUUAUAUAUUUCAUCACUGUUUAAAACUUUUCACAAAACGGCUGAAGUUAUCUUAGGCGCUCUUUAACUCAAUAGUGCUGUGUAAUUUAUUCAAGUCCGUGUGGGAAAGCACGUCUAAACGAAAUUAUAGACAUAUCGGUAAGGUUUACAGAUGCCAGCGUUUACAGGAGUGGGUAGCUUAGGUCGGAAUUCGCAGUCUGCCUGAAAGCAUGCAAAUAUAAUUUCCCGAAAAUUCAAUUUUUGAAAAGAAUAUUUAUGCUAUAACCGAGCUCUGCCAAUGGAUCACUUGCAACACUUGUUAGAACUUUACACCGUUGCACAGUUCUUUAGCUUUAAGAAAUACAAGGAUAUAUGUUAAACAUAUAUGCACUGAAAUAAAUGUGCUCCUUUAGAGGUAUCUAACGAGCGUUGUCUGGUUACAUUGUGGAUGGAUAGAAUGAUUGAAUAAUGAGAUCAAACAAUUUUCCAUUUUAAAGUUAUAACCCGUCAGAUAAAAGUAUAUUACUCACUUUAUCUAUUUUUAGAUACGAUACUAUUGAAGUUUUCUUUAACUUUUAUUUGAUAGAACAGCAUGCACUUACUUCACAUUAAAAAAUAUUUUCCAAAAGUACUCCCUGCUUCUUUCCUGGCCAAUUACUUCUUAACGUUCUAUAAUUCCCUUUCGUCCCACUCGGGACGUUUCUUCGUUAUACACUCGUUUGUUACAAUGAUUGCAUUUUGCCAGUAGGUCAACUAUCUUCAAAUCUAAAGUAAGAAGUAUACCUUCAUCGACUCUGCAAGAUUGGAUAAAUUAAAGAUUCGUCAGUAUUUAUGACAUGGCUCCGAUUGUCAGAAAUAAUCAAAGUUUGAACCUCUAUUUUAUGAGUUCAGGUGUAGAGCAACAUGCCAGACAUCUUGUUCAUUCUUCUUAGUGGACCGUGCUUUUUUCUCCAAUUCGGAAAGGAAUUUUUCAAAGGAAACCCAAGUUUUAUGCCAUAGAUCUGACAUGGUGGAAGAAAUAUGCAUGGUAUGUUAUUUCAAAAAGCGUGGCAAUGUUGUCCCAAUGACAUUAAACAAUGCAUAAAUUUAUUGUAUAAUUUCAAAACAUUUCAAGAUCUACUCCACGUUUAAACAAAAGCUAUAGAACUUUUCAUGUAUUCAAGUGAUUGUAUUCAAUGAAUUGUAGUUUGUGGUCAAUACACGCAUCUCAAUACUUGGAACUAAGAGAACGCUGACCAGGAAUCAUUUUCUAUUAUUUUCUUUUUCUUUUUUCAGAAAAAACUUGCGAAAUGAAUUAACAAAACAAGAUAGUACAAUGAUUUGCACCAACCUUGAAAAGUGUCGUUUUAGUGUUCAGCAGCAGU
Molecule: messenger RNA, 2997 nt
Organism: Hypanus sabinus (Atlantic stingray)
Lineage: Eukaryota; Metazoa; Chordata; Chondrichthyes; Myliobatiformes; Dasyatidae
Product: iroquois-class homeodomain protein irx-4-like
Biological process (GO): regulation of transcription by RNA polymerase II; cell development; neuron differentiation
Cellular component (GO): nucleus
Molecular function (GO): RNA polymerase II cis-regulatory region sequence-specific DNA binding; DNA-binding transcription factor activity, RNA polymerase II-specific
Source: RefSeq, a predicted model, not a curated record